CCAUACACAGUCCACCCCAACGUAAAAAUGCAGAAGUUCAGAGGGAGCUUUAUCACUUCCUGAGAAAGAACAGAUGCAGUUUGGUUUCAUUUACAUGAACUGUAGAGGCUCCUUGUGCUAGCCAGGCUGCUUUAUUUUAUGGGGUUUUUUUAUUCCUUUCUUUUUUGCCUAAAUAUUGUUUUGUGCUUAGGCGGAGGAUCAAGUUGAAGCGUUUCACUCUGCUCGUGAGGAAGCAGCAUCCUUGAAGAGCAAGUUGGAGGAAGCCAUUUCUGAGCAGCAGAAGCUCAGGGAUGUGAAUGCAGCUUUAGCAAGCACUUGCCAGUUGCUUCAGGAGAAGGUGGAAGACCACAAAACAACUGCUAAUGCCCUGAGAUGGGAACUGCUGCAGAGGAGGCUCUGUGAAUUGGUGUGCCAGUGCUGUGCAGAGUUAGAAUCUGACUACACUCUGCUGCCCACGCCAGCUGAACACGUGAAAAGGAAGCAGCUCCAUUGCUCCAAACGACCAUGGAGUGAAGGACCCACCUUGUACUCUGACUUUCCCUGGGCACUGCCCUCGGGUGUUUCAUACUGGCACAGCUCUCCUCUGCUAGAUGCUCUGACCUUGGAGAUCUCCUGCCCAAAUAACCCUCCUGGGCACAGCUGGGACCAGCCUUGCAGGCAGAGCCCUGGCAGCUGCACCUUGGAGAGGUGUGAUGUGGGGCAUGAGUCCAGCUCAGAUGUGACAUCAGGAGAAGGCAGGUGGAAAAUAUGCUCUGCUGAUGACUACACUGAUGCAGACCUUCCUGUUUCCAUUACAGUGAUGGACUCUUCACUUGCCGAGAUUGACCGUGGGGAGCCGACACCAGCAGCCACUCCGAUCCCAUCCAGUGAUCACUUAACAUCAGCCCCAGAAGCUCUUGCAUCCUCAGUGGAAAGCACAGCACCAGCACCGGGCUGCCUUGUUAUGGAGGAAGGAUCAUCCAAGGGCUUGCAUGAGAGAGGGGAAGAUGUGCCAGCCGCUGUGGCAACAGAGACAAACGGCGAGAAGGACCCAGCUGCUCCCGGGUCAGGGCCAAGUCAGGUCAAGAAGGAAUCCUGCCUGGUGGUGGAAGAACACAAACCUGUGUUUGAGAAUGUUUUGAAGCAAGACCUGGAGGUGGAGCAGGAAAAGAAAAAUAAUAAGGAAUGGGGCGAGGAAGCACCAGCUGUGGUUCCCAGCAGGAAAGGGAGUUCACCCCCUGCAGGUGGCAUUAAAGGAGAUAAAACCAAGCAAAACGAGCCCGACUCCCCAAAUGAGAAAGAAGUGGAGGCUGAAUUUCUGAGGCUGUCUUUAGGUUUUAAGUGUGACUUGUUUACCUUGGACAAAAGAGUGAAGCUUGAAGAGAGGUCCCGAGACUUGGCAGAAGAAAACUUGAAAAAGGAGAUCACAAAUGCUGUGAAGAUGUUAGAGGCACUAGUUCCUUUGUGUGAAGAGGAUAACCAAGCGCAAGAGAUCAUUAAGAAGCUGCAGAAAAGCCUGCAGUUCCUCAGCCAAUAUGCAGCUCGAGUCGCCAGCAGAGCAGAGAUGUUGGGAGCUAUUAAUCAGGAGAGGCGGGUGAGCAAGGCUGUGGAGGUGAUGAUCCAGCACGUGGAGAACCUGAAGCGCAUGUACGCCAAAGAACACGCCGAGCUGGAGGAGCUCAAGCAGCUCCUGCUCCAGAACGAGAGGUCCUUCAGCUCCCUUGGAGACAGAGAUGAAUCUAUGAAUAAGAAGCUACCAAGUCCUUUUAACUUUAAGCCCUCGUCAACCCUGCGGAGAGUUAGCAUUGCCACAGUGCCCAGGAGUGUUGGGAAUGCAGGGAUUGGGGUGCCACUGGCCCAGUUCCAUGAAACUGAUGGGGAUGAACGGAGUGACAGAUUCAGCAGGAGAUCAAGCAGCUGGGGCAGGCUAGGGGUGAAGCAGAACGAGAAGCGUCCUUCGCUGCAGAGGUUCCUCAGCACCUAUUCCUGGGCAGAGUACGAAGAGGAGCAUUUUGAAACCAAAAAUGAGCAGUUGGAGUCACCCGCUGAAGUACAGGAACAACCAACUAGGAAGGAAAGUGUCUCUGAGAAAGGAAAAUGCCCAUCCAAGUGGACCCUGGAGUCAACGUGCAGUUUGAUGGCAGCAUGGGCAUCCCACUUCAAGGCUUCCUUCUGCCACGCCAACAAAACCCUCUGGGUGUCGGUGUCCAUGCUGGUGCUGCUGGCUGCUCUCACCAGCUUCCUGACGGGGCUGUCCCUGCAGAGGCCAGCAGAUGCAGCCCCUGUGGGCACUGGGGACUCCUGGACAUCCCUGCAGCAGCUGCUGUGGCCCUACACAGGACUGCAGCACCACGGCCCUCCCCCGGUAUAACCCCGGCCCCGCUGCAGGACAAGAGAGGCUGGCAGUAUUGCAGGGCACAUGCUGGGUCUGUUUUGCUGGGUUCAAGGUAUUUUGUGGGGGGAGAUGAAUUUUUUUUUUUUUAAAGCAUGACUUGAAAUGGAAAAAAAAGUAUCUUUUUCCCAUUCUGACUAAAGUAAUCUUUAAAAGUA
This is a messenger RNA of Ficedula albicollis (Collared flycatcher), 2529 nucleotides long. RefSeq names its product lymphoid restricted membrane protein (gene IRAG2). The record is from RefSeq and is a predicted model, not a curated record. Bases 800 to 2350 code for a protein of 516 amino acids. Lineage: Eukaryota; Metazoa; Chordata; Aves; Passeriformes; Muscicapidae. Gene Ontology annotation, cellular component: endoplasmic reticulum membrane. The transcript has 22 exons.